Messenger RNA from Saccostrea cuccullata (small rock oyster), 834 nucleotides. RefSeq names its product perlucin-like. The coding region runs from base 179 to 781 and encodes 200 amino acids. NCBI's taxonomy places the organism in Eukaryota, Metazoa, Mollusca, Bivalvia, Ostreida, Ostreidae. The transcript has 7 exons. Gene Ontology annotation, molecular function: signaling receptor activity. The record is from RefSeq and is a predicted model, not a curated record.
AAACUGGGCAAGAGCUAUAUUUUGUUGUUAAUGUCAACCUUUAACCAGGUGUAUUGAAUUUGAUAAAUUGUGCACACAUAACUGAGCAUGGACUGACAAUACUGGCAUCUCCAAACGGCAAGUAGUGGCAUCUAGAUAUCAAUGAAAGGACAAGCAAACUUCUGGAUAGGUCUGACUGAUGUCUUGGUGGAGGGACACUGGGUCUGGCACACGUCACAAACAACACCCGUCUACACUGACUGGCAUCCUGGAGAACCUAAUGAUGCGGGGCAACAUGAAGACUGUGCUUACAUGGCUAAUUCUGGUCACUGGGUUGAUUAUCCUUGUGAUGGAAGUACACUUGUUGGUGACUAACGCUCAGCCCCAUCAAUGCCCAUAUGGCUGGAAACAACGAGGGACAUCAUGUUACGCGUUUUUUACAGAAUUACAACUUAACUGGACAGAAGCAAUGCUAUACUGCAACGCCCUUCAUGCCAAAUUGGUAGAAAUAGAGACAGAAGUGGAAGAUGAAUUUCUUCGUAUUUACGAGAUGGAUCAUGGAUUAAAAUCGAACUUCUGGAUUGGUCUGACUGAUGUCUUGGUGGAGGGACACUGGGUCUGGGAGACGUCACAAACAACCCCCGCCUACACGGACUGGUACCCAGGGGAACCGAAUGAUAUGGGACACCGUGAAGACUGUGGUGGCAUGUAUUAUUCUGGGCACUGGAAUGAUUUUCCUUGUAAUACCACCCUUAGUUUCAUAUGUGAAAAAAAUUUGGACGAGAUCGAUGUCAUUGGAUGAUUGCUAAUUACAGUUGCCAAUAUUUGUUGGUUCAAAUAAGGAAUAUACACAAU